AUGGCGGCGAAUAUCGGACCGGAGGCGGGGGCAAGCGAUGGAGUCGUCGUGGCGGCGAGCAGUAGAGGGGAGUGGGAGGAUGAGCCGGAUUAUCAUUUCACAUGGACGCGCGAUUCCGCACUGAUCAUAUCGACCUUCCUCCCUCGCUUCUUACCUACCGCUUACCUCCGUUCUUGGGCUCCCAGCGAGGCCCUACAAGACAUACAGUCAGCCGAGGAGCAGGAGGGGGAGCCAGACUACCUGGUGGAGGGGCUAGUCAGGGCUUAUAUCGCCAGUCAAGCGGCGAUUCAGGGGGUAUCGAACCCGUCUGGCGAUCUCUGGACAGGCGGGCUGAAUGAGCCUAAGUUCCAUGUCGACGGAUCGGCGUUUACUGGGAGCUGGGGAAGACCACAGCGUGAUGGUCCUGCUCUUCGCGCACUGAGUCUCAUUCCCUACGCCAACUUCCUCUUAGAUCGCGAAUAUCACACCGACAUCGAUUAUGUCAGUCAUCACCUAUAUGAUCCCGCCAAGCUCCGAGAACUGGGGAAAGUGAUCAAGAACGACCUGGAGGAAGUUGGAGGAGGAUGGUGGAACCCCGGAUUUGAUCUGUGGGAGGAGGUAGAUGCACAUCAUCUUUUCACCCUCCUCGUCUCCCUCCGCGCCCUUCAAGCGGGCGCAAACCUCGCCUCCAGGCUCAAUGACACCGGAGCCGCCGACUUUUACCUCGCGCAGGCAGCCAAGAUCGUCCACCGCCUCCCAGACUUCUGGGACGAUUCUCGCUCUUACUACCGUGCUACUCUCUUCGAUACCCCUCCGGAAACGGAACAAAUCCGUAUAGGCUCGUUCACGCGGAAAGAACGCACAAGCCUCGACUGCGCUGUACCCCUGGCGAUCCUUCAUGCUGGCGAUGCAGCGGGCGGAGAUUGGAGCGCAGCGGACGAUAGGAUCCUGGGCACACUCAGAGCCUGGGUCCUCAGCUUUGAUGGGGUGUAUGGGAUCAAUAAAGGCAGGAAGUGGACCGAGGGGUGGGCGGUGGGGCGAUAUGCAGAGGAUGUAUAUAAUGGGAUAGGGACGAGUAAGGGGAACCCAUGGUUCAUCUGCACCUUCUCCGUCGCCGAGAUGCUGUACCGCGCCAGAUCAAUCUUCGAGCAGCAGGCAGGGAUCAACGUCACGGAUAUCUCCGCUCCCUUCUGGUCAGAUGUCCUUGGCGAGACCGUCAAGCCCGGUCCUUUGGAAUCUUCGGAGCUUUCGAUGGCCCUGGAGAAACUGGGGGUAGUCGGAGAUGCCUUCUUGCAGGCUGGAACGAGCAGAGUCACACCGGAUGGAAGGAUGAGCGAGCAGAUUGAUCGCUCGGACGGCGCCCAAGUCGGCGCACGAGACCUCACAUGGUCCUAUGCCAGCUUCAUCGCUGCUAUUCGCGCCAGAAGGACUUGA
Messenger RNA from Dioszegia hungarica, 1413 nucleotides. Its product is annotated as Six-hairpin glycosidase-like protein. Gene Ontology annotation, molecular function: glucan 1,4-alpha-glucosidase activity. Gene Ontology annotation, biological process: polysaccharide metabolic process. The transcript is spliced from 6 exons. The record is from RefSeq and is a predicted model, not a curated record. Gene Ontology annotation, cellular component: fungal-type vacuole. The coding region runs from base 1 to 1413 and encodes 470 amino acids. NCBI's taxonomy places the organism in Eukaryota, Fungi, Basidiomycota, Tremellomycetes, Tremellales, Bulleribasidiaceae.